CUAAUUAAAUUUUCUGUCAAUAAAUUCCAAAACAGAACUCUUUGCUUUUCUUAAUCACAAACCCAAAUGAGCCACAAAAACGAAGACAUCAUAUCAAGAAAGAAACAACGACGAUGAGCUUCACUGCUUCUCUCGUCUCUUCUUUAACGCCUCCCUCCUCGCUCGUAUCAUCACUCAGCGAUCUUCCUCCUUCCUUCUUCCUCGGAACUUCACUCUGUCAACCAACAAGUCUUACUCGUUCACGGCCACCUCGAUUGUCUGCAUCCUUUGUUCCGGCUGCAAAAGCUGUCUCGCUUGCCACAGCUAAGGACGUUGUUCCCGAAUUGGCUCCGACAUCAGCCUCAGAGGUUGUCUCCAGCUUCUACGCCGCCAUUAACGUCCAUGAUUUAUCCUCUGUCACAGACCUCAUCGCCCAAAACUGCGUCUACGAGGACCUCGUCUUCUCAUCUCCCUUCGUUGGCCGGAAGGCGAUUCUUGAUUUCUUCGGAAAAUUCAUUGAAUCAACAAGUACAGAUCUGCAAUUCGUGAUAGAUGACAUCUCAACAGAGGACUCAUCAGCUGUGGGAGUUUCAUGGCAUUUAGAGUGGAAGGGAAAGAAUUUCCCAUUUAGCAAAGGUUGCAGCUUUUACCGGCUAGAAGUUAUUGAUGGCAAAAGACAGAUUGUAUAUGGAAGGGACUGCGUCGAGCCUGCAAUCAAACCUGGAGAAACAGUUCUGGCUGCUAUAAAGGGAGUUACCUGGCUACUUCAGAAAUUUCCUCAAUUGGCUGACCAAUUCUGAUGUAAUUAUAAAGCUUGUGCUUUGUGACGCGAAUCAGCUCAGAAAUAUAAGUUUCCCUUGUGGUAUAUAGGAAUAACACUGCGGCGGCAAUCCCCACCAUUGUCCAAUUUGUGUUAAUGUAUAUGCUAGUACCAUUCGUAUUCAA
This is a messenger RNA of Capsella rubella, 924 nucleotides long. RefSeq lists its product as uncharacterized. Lineage: Eukaryota; Viridiplantae; Streptophyta; Magnoliopsida; Brassicales; Brassicaceae. The transcript has 5 exons. The coding region runs from base 114 to 779 and encodes 221 amino acids. The record is from RefSeq and is a predicted model, not a curated record.